CGAACCUCAUCGCCGUUUACCCGUGUGUUCCUCGUCAUGCCAGGAAUUGCUUCACCGAUCUUCGCUAGGGCUCACCGCAGGCCCUCCGAGCUCCCAGCCGAAGCCUGGAAGGCUUUCGAGGAAAACCAACGGGAUUCCAACAUCAUGUUCCCUCAUGCCAUCGAGUCCCUCGCAGCGGAGAAGCGAGGGAACCUCAUCGAACAUGAACUUUGGAUCACUAUCUGGAGUCGUCGGCCGGGGUCGACCGACACUCUCGACUUCGUGCUCGCCUGCACGGAGGGACCGAUCGACUCCUAUCCCAUAUUCAUCUUUGCUACCUCACCCCACGAGGACUUGACGGAAGAUCACGUCUCGCCUUGCAUGGAUACACUCGUCUCUGCAUUAUCGGUAGAGGUGCCGACAGAGCGCGUAUUCUCUGUGUUUGGUCCCAGAGCCGUCACGAUAUCAUUUGUCGAGUACUGGACCGAGAAGACGGGCGUGGAGCUCGACAAUGAACCUGAAUACUACCGUGCAACGUUUUCCUCCUGCACUCGGGCGACCUUCAAGCCUCGAUCUUUGACUGUGGACCCUCAUCUGCGAUUCGAGCUGCGGCCCGCAGUGGCGGCAGACGCCGAGGCUGUCGCGGAACUCUGCUUCUUGUUCGCGGAGGACUCGGAGCCCUUUGUUCUGACUCGGGAAGAAGGCUUUGCGGAGGCUGUGGAAUACAUCCGCAAUCAGCAGAUAUGGGUGCAUGAAAUCAGCGAGGAUGGCGGUCAGUCGGCGAUCGCUUCCAUUGUCGCUGUCACGCGGAGCAGUGACAAGGUUGCCGCCAUAACGAAAGUAUACACCAACCCGGAAUGGCGCAGUCGUCGCUGCGCGGAGCGCCUAGUUAGACAUGUAUGCGGGCAGUUACUGCGAAGCGGUAAAGAGGCGGUCGUGUUGUACGUUGCGCUGAGCAAGCCUGCCGCAAGAAAGGUGUACCAUCGCGUCGGAUUCGUCGGCCUCAGCGAAUCUGAGGCCCCACAGGAGGACGGCAGCGAGUGGUUAGAGCUUGGAUUCGACAGACGGCGAGUGAAGCUCGGCCAUUGGUGAGGCGGAGCCAACAGGCGUUUAUCACACAUCAAGCAAAUUCCUAGUAUAUAGCAUUAACCAUCACCACGGAUUUCCGCAUUUUGGAUCGUCACCACUCAAUCACAAUGUACUUGGGCAUGAAUUCGGACCACCGCUUUAACGUGUAAUGCAAUGAUACCAAAGCAUC
Punctularia strigosozonata HHB-11173 SS5 is the source of this 1237-nucleotide messenger RNA. RefSeq lists its product as uncharacterized. Bases 37 to 1071 code for a protein of 344 amino acids. Gene Ontology annotation, molecular function: acyltransferase activity, transferring groups other than amino-acyl groups. The record is from RefSeq and is a predicted model, not a curated record. Lineage: Eukaryota; Fungi; Basidiomycota; Agaricomycetes; Corticiales; Punctulariaceae. The transcript has 3 exons.